GGCCGCAGUGAUUUGGUAGCCGCUGCAGUAGGAGGAAGGACCGCGGUUCUACCCCUUCUAUAUUUCAGUUUCGUCUCAAAAUUUCUCUCGGUGGCUCUUUCCAGUAGCGAUCAGUAAAUCGUGUGUACAUCAGCGGCGUUCUAUGAUAGCUAAGUCGUAGUAUUACCGACGGACAGUGAUAUCAAUCGCCAUUUUAAUCGCACGUUUUCCCUGACAGAAGCGCUAGCACAACAAUGGCUCUGAAAAGAAUUCACAAGGAAUUAAAUGACUUGGCACGGGACCCACCAGCCCAGUGUUCUGCGGGGCCAGUAGGAGAUGACAUGUUUCACUGGCAAGCCACAAUAAUGGGACCUAAUGACAGUCCUUACCAGAGCGGGGUUUUCUUCUUGACCAUACACUUCCCAACAGACUACCCCUUCAAACCGCCAAAGGUUGCAUUUACCACAAGAAUCUACCACCCAAAUAUCAACAGCAACGGCAGCAUUUGUCUUGACAUCCUGCGAUCACAGUGGUCUCCGGCUCUCACCAUCUCCAAAGUUCUCCUGUCCAUCUGCUCUCUGCUGUGUGACCCAAACCCGGACGACCCCUUAGUACCCGAGAUCGCCCGCAUCUACAAGACGGACAGGGAAAAGUACAACAAAAUAGCUCGGGAAUGGACACAAAAGUAUGCAAUGUAGUGUUGGGUAGAAACAUGGCCAACCACCUCUAUGACGUAAGGUUAGGGGAGCUUCAGACGUAAAGAGAAAACAAACAAAAAACCAUACAAACAAAUGAAAAGUUUAAAACAAGAUCUUGUUGGUUUCCAUUGGAGUGCUUUCUUUGAGCCACGCCUCCCCUUCACCAGAGUACCUGUAAAACUCCCUCUGCCCCACCUCCUCUCUCUCUCUCUCUCUCUCUCUCUCUCUCUCUCUCUCUCUCUCUCUCCCUCUCUCUCCCCCUCCCACCCCUCCUCCCCCUCUCUCCUUCCUCUCUCUGUUUGACUCCCCCCUCUCCUCCCCUCCUGCCUCUCAGCUCACCUGCCCAUCCUCCAGUGUACAUAUUGUCAGAUUGCAAUGGUAAAACUGUCUCUCCCUGCUCCCUUCACCUCCUCCCUCCGCUCACCUCUGACCUCCCGACUUCUUCUGUAUUCCGUUACAUUUUGUCACCGAGCAGGUUGGGCCACCGCCGAUCCUCCAAAACUCCCCCCUUUUUUCUCUCCCACACGCCUGCAUCCUCACCCACCACCACCAUCACUAAAAGCAUUCCUUUAAGCACCUGUAAAGCUUCGAGGGGACCUUUUUUGUUUUUGUUUCUUUAUUUCCCAUUUUUAAGGGGGGAGGGGGACAAUACGAUUGAGGGAUUUUUACACUCUGCACCCUUUCUUGUUUUGUUGUCCUAAUGGCUUCCAUCCGUAGAGGUGACAAUUCAAGAAAGCAGUCAAAGGGCACUCUGUAUUUUAUACAUAGAAGAAAUCAUCACAGGCUAUGGAACAUGGAAAAAAUAAAUAAAUGCACAUGGCCUUUUUUGGUCUUCUGUUGGAUUCUAUGAAAGGACUUGAAUUUAUCCCCGCACUUCCUGCGCCUCACUCCCCCCCAUCUCCCCCAUCCUCACCCCUUUGUACACACAUAGACACACAUGCACGCACAACUGUAACCCCAUGUCACCCCCAACCACGACCACCACCUUUUCUUUAUUCACAAAGUGGAGGUUCUGGACCAGGUAUUUAAGCAAUUUAUUUUUCUUAGUUUAACCUGUGUUUUUAUUUCCCACCCCCAUAAUUCUUUAGGUUGCUUUUUUUUCUUCAGUUUUUCUUUGUUUCGUUUCCUUCUUUUUUUUUUUUUUUUUUUUUUUUUUUGCUAUUGUUAAAUUAGAGGCUAACAUCUUAAAUGGCUAUGGGACUGGCUUGGGCUCUGGGUGCGAGGAGAACCCACUCUUCUUGCACAAAACCUCUGUAUAUUGAAUUACCUGAGAGGCUCGUUGAGCUUUGUGUGUUGAUUAAACUGUGUAAUAAAAACCCUGGACUCCUG
Amphiprion ocellaris (clown anemonefish) is the source of this 2006-nucleotide messenger RNA. RefSeq names its product ubiquitin-conjugating enzyme E2D 2 (UBC4/5 homolog, yeast) (gene ube2d2). Gene Ontology annotation, biological process: protein polyubiquitination; ubiquitin-dependent protein catabolic process. The record is from RefSeq and is a predicted model, not a curated record. Bases 234 to 677 code for a protein of 147 amino acids. Gene Ontology annotation, cellular component: nucleus. The transcript is spliced from 7 exons. Gene Ontology annotation, molecular function: ubiquitin conjugating enzyme activity. NCBI's taxonomy places the organism in Eukaryota, Metazoa, Chordata, Actinopteri, Pomacentridae.